ACAAGUACGAAGUUCAGUUUGAAAAAUUAUGAAUUCAAAUUCGAUUCAAUUGAAAAACACUUUCAGUUCUAUUCAAAUCCCUACGUAUAAAAUGGGACAAGGGAGUUGGAUACGCAGCUAUUGCUGUACUGGCUGAUGGGAAAUUCCUAAGAAAAUCUUUUGUAAUUUUCCUUCCGACAAUCAAACCCAUCAGAGUUGCAAAAACUGGUAAAGCUGUGGAAAAUCGUUGGCGUUGCUCUGCUUCGUUUUGCUGUCUGCUAUAUGAUGCAUGGAGUGGGCACCGUCUAGUUUCAACUUAAGUUUCAGUGCCAUUGCCCAAUUGCAAGACAAGCUUCACUAAAAUUAAUGCACCUAGGUUGGAAGAGACAUGGGAACACAGUCAUGGUUUAGUACUUUUAGGUGGAAUUCUCAAAAGGAUGCUCAAGAACCUGACAAGGCAGCAGUUGGAGUUUUGGCGUUUGAAGUUGCGGGUUUGAUGUCCAAGGUUUCUAGGUUGUGGCAUUCUUUGAGAGACGAUGAAAUGUUUAGGUUGAGAGAAGUUAUUUUGAACUCUGUCGGGAUACAUAAGCUUGUAUCGGAUGACGAGAAUUAUCUUAUGGAUAUUGCACUAAGUGAGAUAAUGGAGGAUUUUGGACUCGUAUCAAGAUCUGUUGCCCGGCUGGGGAAAAAGUGCAUGCAUCCUCUUUUUCGUCGUUUUGAGCAUUUUGUUAAUGACCCGCUUGAGUAUAGUGUUGAAUGGGUUGGGUGGGAUUAUAGAUUAAUGAAGAUGGAAAGGAAAGUGAAAAAAAUGGAGAGAUUUGUUGCUGUCACAAUGCAAUUGUCUCAAGAGCUUGAAGUUCUUGCAGAACUUGAGCAAACACUUAGGAGAAAUCGUGCAAAUUCUGAUUUUAGUCGAAGAAAAUUGCUCGAGAGUCAGCAGAAGGUGAUGCGGCAACGUCAGGAAGUGAGAAAUAUGCGUGAAAUGUCUCCAUGGAUUAGAAAUUAUGAUUACAUUGUCCGUCUUCUGGCAAGAUCACUUUUAACAAUACUUCAAAGGAUUAUGAAUGUGUUUGAGAUUAGCCAGCUACCUUUCCCGAAGGACGACAUGGUUAAGAAACAUUUGAAUCCUGCUUGUCUUGCACGGAGCCAUUCUGUUUCUGUUAUCAUGCAAUCAGCGGUACAUCCUUCAGAGAAUUUCUUAUGUGGAAUCUCUUCAGGACCUCUUAGUAGAUUAGAUUCAAAGUCAGGAAGAGCAGUUGCGAAGAAAAAAGUAAAAAAGAAGCAGCAACAACUUCUUCAACAGUCAUCCGUUCUUCCUAACUCGAAAAUCAACCCGUUAAAUCAUUUUGGACCUUUCAGAAACUGUGCGAUAAUUGGAAGUGGAACUCCUAUUCUGCAGGACGGAAAACAAGCUAUUGGUGGUUCAGCGAAGUUCACAUUUGACUAUAUGAAAAUUGUUGGUAAAAUGGAGAACCUGAAUGUGAAGUCUCUUACUUGUAGCAAUAGAGUUUAUACUAAAUUAGCUCAAUUCAGUGCAAAGUGUGGGUUGCUAAAUGCCUCAUCUUCUACUCUUGGUCAUGCUGCUUUAGCUCUGCAUUAUGCAAAUUUGAUCAUAUUCAUCGAGAAGUUAGUUUCUUCACCUUACAUGAUCGACUGUGAAUCUCGAGACGACCUUUACGGUAUGUUACCCACAACUAUAAGAGCUGCUCUUAGAAAGAGACUCGAGCCUUAUGGAAGAUCUCCAUCUACAUCAACAUAUGAUGCUUCCCUUGGACGAGAGUGGAUUCUGGCGCUAGCAAACAUAUUGGAAUGGCUGUCUCCACUGGCGCAUAACAUGAUAAAAUGGCAAUCUGAGCGGAAUUUUGAGAGAGAAGAAGCAGUUUCUAGGACGAAUAUUCUUCUGGUGCAAACGCUUCAUUAUGCAGAUCAAGCAAAAACCGAGGCUGCAAUUAUUGAGCUUCUUGUCGGGCUCAAUUACACGAGCAAGGUUAAUCAAGGAGUUGAUCAAAGAGACUGUUCUGAGUGUUCUCGAUGCAGAAAUAAUUACUCUUAUACAUCUAAAAGGAACAAUAGGGUAUACUAACAGCUAAUUACAGGCAUCAUAAUCAAGAAGAUGAGCAAAGCUCAGUCACAAAGCAGAUGAAUUGGGUUCUUGCGAUGCUUUCGAGAAGCUACUACUCAUGCCAGGCCGAGUAGCGGAGGUAUUAUUUUGAUCAAACAUCAUUGCAAUGUUUGCUUCUUUUUUUUUAUGAACAACUGAAUUGCUGUACUUGUUGAAGUCCUUUAUCUGUAUCUAUGGCAGAGGUUUUGGGGACUUUCCAUGUAAAGAUUACCUUUUACCUGUAGUAUAUGCACCGUUUGGAUUUGACGAUAUUUGAAAUUCAUGGAAUGUAAAAUCCAUAGGUUUAAAUUUCUCA
Messenger RNA from Mercurialis annua (annual mercury), 2396 nucleotides. RefSeq names its product protein PSK SIMULATOR 1-like. The coding region runs from base 368 to 2062 and encodes 564 amino acids. NCBI's taxonomy places the organism in Eukaryota, Viridiplantae, Streptophyta, Magnoliopsida, Malpighiales, Euphorbiaceae. The transcript is spliced from 3 exons. Gene Ontology annotation, biological process: positive regulation of growth. The record is from RefSeq and is a predicted model, not a curated record.